AUGAGAUCGCGGAGUUCUUCGGUGACCACGAACAACUCGGGAUCGGCUCUAACGAAUGACGAAAUCGGAAUUUCUGAAUCUUCUGGUGGCCUUGGCCUUUCUCGUCCACAAGAGUUGAAGCUUGCCAUCGAGUGUCUCAAGAAACGCGUCGUCGAGGCCGAGAACAUGCACCAACUCGAGCAGAAAGCGUUGCUCAUCGAGAAGCUAAUCGAACUUCGCACUGAAUUAGAAGAUCUGACAUCGGAAAAGUCCUCUGGAGUCCGAAUAACGCGAAAGUUGGGGCACGAGUUUACGCAUUUACCGAAAUCGAGCGAGAACUAUUGCGAACAGUGUCUUGGCGCGUGCUGGUCCUCGAAAAACGUGGCUAAAUGCAACUUCUGUGGCUUUUUCGCGCACGAAAAAUGCUUACGUUCGAUCUCGAAGCGCUGCCAAGGACAGGGCGGAAAUUACGUCCUCGACAUUUGCCCCGAGCGCGGCCUUCAUCUUCAAAAGUACAGGUGUAAAGAUUGUCGCUGCAAAAUUGCCGUGAACCCGACAGAAGCGAAAAAGGGCACUGCAGAGGCGAGACUGUGCAGCUACAGCGGUUUCUACUUCUGCGCAGCGUGCCACUGGAACGACACUCGCGUUAUUCCGGGGAGAAUAGUGAAGAACUGGGAUUUCGUGGAGUAUCCCGUUGCACGGAGCUCGUUUCGCUAUUUGAGGAGCGCCGAGAAACGCGUCUUGAUAAACAUCGAGAAGGAGAACGAGCAGUUGUACUCCUUCGUUGAGGAGCUGCAGCAGAUUCGCAAACUUCGGGACGACAUUCUCCGCAUGAAAGUGUAUCUUUCCUGCUGUUCGGACGCGACAGAAAAGCGCUUACUUCUGCGCCUCCAAGAGCGGCAACACUUCGUAGAGAGCGCAGACGACUUCACCGUCCAAGAUCUUUGCGACAUUUCCUCUGGGACGUUGAUCGACACGCUGGCGGAGAUUCACGCGGACUACGCAUUCCACAUCAAGCUCGAUUGUCUCCGCUGCCAAGCAAAAGGCUUCAUUUGCGGCAUUUGUAAUAAUGGAAAUGAACUUUUCCCGUUUGACGCAUUUGUUUCUAAUUGUGGGAAAUGCGGCGCCGUAUAUCACAAAGAAUGUUUCAAUCCGUUUUCUGCGAAUGCAAAAUGUCCCCGGUGUGAACGACUCGCCAAGAAAGAUCGCGAGAAAACGCCCUCCAAGCCGGCUCCUCCGCCCAACACUCGUGGCAAUCCCUUUAUUCGCGUCGACGAUCAUUUACCUAGUACUGGCUCCCCGUCGUUUGCAUAA
This is a messenger RNA of Oikopleura dioica, 1293 nucleotides long. Lineage: Eukaryota; Metazoa; Chordata; Appendicularia; Copelata; Oikopleuridae. The record is from the annotation of a GenBank genome assembly.